This is a messenger RNA of Pimephales promelas (fathead minnow), 2661 nucleotides long. RefSeq names its product chromosome 19 C5orf15 homolog (gene c19h5orf15). NCBI's taxonomy places the organism in Eukaryota, Metazoa, Chordata, Actinopteri, Cypriniformes, Leuciscidae. The record is from RefSeq and is a predicted model, not a curated record.
AUGCGCGCUGAUGACGACAUCACUGAAGAUGGCGACGUUACGGAAGACUCGAUGCAGGGACUCAACGAUGGGAAUACUCGCAGUUUUAGUGUCACUGCAGAUCCUUUCUGUGAGCUGCGCUUCAAUAAAAACACCAGCUAAUAUUCUACAGAACACUGGUGCCAAUUUGUCCAAAAACAACCCAGAAACACAUCAUAAGGUCAGCGUCAGUCAUGGGAGUGAAUCAGGCCAGGUUUCGAAUGCGAUGGCAGCUCCUAGGAUCGACCCCAACAGCAGCACCAAAGCACAAGUCAGUCCCAUCGGCAUAUCUGCAUCAGAUCAAAACAAAACCACACCAGAACUACUGAAAACCAAACCAAACCCCCUGAAAACCACACUGGAUCAGCCGAAAACCCCACCGGAAACCACACCGGAUAAGCAGAACACCAAACCAGAACCGCAGAAACCCACACCAGAACCGCAGAAAGCCACACCAGAACCGCAGAAACCCACACCAGAACCGCAGAAACCCACACCAGAACCGCAGAAACCCACACCAGAACCGCAGAAACCCACACCAGAACCGCAGAAACCCACACCAGAACCGCAGAAACCCACACCAGAACCGCAGAAAGCCACACCAGAACCGCAGAAACCCACACCAGAACCGCAGAAACCCGAAUCUGAACCGCAGAAACCCGAAUUUGAACCGCAGAAACCCGAAUCUGAACCGCAGAAACCCGAAUCUGAACCGCAGAAACCCGAAUCUGAACCGCAGAAACCCGAAUCUGAACCGCAGAAACCCAAAUCUGAACCGCAGAAACCCACACCAGAGCCCACCGUGACACCUGCAAACAAGCCAGUCUCCACCCCAGCAGUAGAUAAACCAGAGAUCACCUUAGAUUACGUGGCUUACAGCACAUCUCCAGAACCAGACCUGGGCUUUAGAGAAACCGGAGAUGAUGAUGAUGGUGGUGAUGAUGGUGACGAAAAUUACGAUAAUCUCCCCUCUGAAAAAAUAGAUGUAAACAUCAAGGACACAGUCAUCUAUACCAAGGAUGAAGAUUCCCACUUCUUCUUUCAUCUGGUUGUCAUCGCCUUCCUAGUUGCCAUCGUGUACAUCACCUACCACAACAAGAGAAAGCUGAUGCUUCUGGCCCAGAGCCGGCGCUGGCGGGACGGGUUCUGCUCCCGAGGAGUCGAGUACCAUCGGCUCGACCAGAACGUCAACGAGGCCAUGCCGUCGCUCAAGAUGACCAGCGAUUACAUCUUCUGAGAACACACGCCGACCGGCUACACGUGGUGUCUUAUUUAAUCGAGGGGAAGAGGGUGUAUUUUGUGUCUUUUCUGCUUGCUGUUCUUGGUGUCUAUGAAAGCAGAUGUUUUGAAUGCGACGGUAAACCAUUUUGUUCUUCGGCAGAACUACAUUUUUACAUGUCUGCCGGAUCAUUCUUGAAGAAAAACUAACGAAGGUAUGUAGAUAUUUGAUUAUAAAGCUGCUGUGUGUCACAUAUAGGCUAAACACACAAUACACACGAUUCAUUUGCUUCCUUGUUUGUGGACAUUAGCUUCUGUGCUGUGUGUGUGUGUGUGUGUUUGAGGUGCACAAUUAAUCUGUGAAAGAUCGCGACCCAUAGAAUCUUACGACAACGAUUCACCUGUGUCUAUUAAACCAGAUCUGUGUCGUUAUUUGCAAACAUGCAAAUCAUCACAUAAGAGCUGGGAUUAAAGGUUAUAGUUCAGAUAUAAACACUGAUGUCGCUCGCGAUCACAACAGUGUCUGAGUUUAAAAGUCUUGUGGAAACCCACUUGUACUUGUGUGCUUUUAACCUCUGGUGUUGGAUCUAGGCAUUUUUGCACACCUUUGGUCAACCAAGGUUGUUUUAAAUGUGGUUUAUAAAUAAUUUAAACUGUAGUAAAAGUAACUUGACGCUUCAAAUCAAUUUAUUAGUUACAUCGUUACACCAGUAGGUGGCGACAAGUGACUUAAUUUGUAUGUGUCAUUGAAUAAUUCACUCCAGAGAUUUGAUGAAAAACUGAUUAAUCUGAUAAUGAAACAAGUGAGGUCUUAAUCAUUGAAUUAUUCACUCAACCAGGUUUUUUUUUAAUAAUUCAAAUUAAUUCAAUAUGUUUAAAGAGACUGCACCAAUUUACAUUUUUUCAAAAAUUACAAUUCUACUAAAUUACAUGUUAUUUUGAUUAGUGAUAUAUAUAUAUAUAUAUAUAUAUAUAUAAACAAUUCUCAAUUUAUACAGAAUGGUGCAGCUGUAGUGUGUGUGUGUGUGUGUGUUGAACACGUCUGAGAACUCAUGCUAAUUCCAGAACAGCAAUAUUGGCAUGAAACGUGUGUUUGCUAUGCAGCCGCUUCUGGUCCCCUUUGUUUUUGUGUUACGACUUCAGUGAAGUUGUUUUAUAUUGCACAUGAUGUUUAGAUGAGCAGGGUCCACUGUUGCCUAAAUCAAAUUUGGUUUUAUUGUGUCUUUCUUUGUGUGAGCGUUGCCUAAUAUCAAAACACGACUGUAGCAGCAGCUGAAGUCGUCAUAUCAGUUUCAUGUGUGCAGAAUACUAAUAAUACUACUAAUAUGAGCGUUAGUAGAGCAGCUCUGAUGUACAGUCUGUGCAUGAACACCACAUACUGAUUUUACUGUCAAUUCAACAAUAAAUCACCUCUGUAUACAGUCA